Cuculus canorus (common cuckoo) is the source of this 5794-nucleotide messenger RNA. RefSeq names its product IgGFc-binding protein-like. The record is from RefSeq and is a predicted model, not a curated record. Gene Ontology annotation, molecular function: protein binding. Lineage: Eukaryota; Metazoa; Chordata; Aves; Cuculiformes; Cuculidae. The coding region runs from base 136 to 5340 and encodes 1734 amino acids. The transcript has 13 exons.
CGUCAAAGCGCUGAGUGGGUUUGGAUCCCGCGGGAUUCCUCAUCCAAACCUUCAGUUAUCCCAAUUUUUCCCUCAAAUCAAGAAGGACAAAAAAAAUUCCGGAGGUUUCGGAGGGUCCCGCCAAAAAAUAAAGCCAUGAGGGGCAACACGAGAUGGGGAAAAACCACAGCGUCGCUGUGGGUCCGGACGGUCGCGGUGUGGACCGGAUUUCACCUCCUCGGCGUCGCCUCCUCGGCGUCGCCCCACCUGGGCGAGGACUUUGCGGUGGCCUUCAUGCAGAACGGCCUCCAGCAGAGCCUCAACAGCGACUUCAAGCUUCUCCUCAGCGGUUCCUCGCCCUUCACCACCGUCACCAUCACCAUGAAGAAACCGGCUCUGAGGAUGACGGUGCAGGUGAGCGCCGGUCAAACCAUCCUGGUGAAGAUCCCCCCUCAAGCGGAGCUGGUGGGCAGCCAAACCUUCGAGAAAGCCGUGGUGGUGAGGUCCAACAACGCCAUCUCGGUGGUGAUGGUCAACGAGAAACCCACCUCGGUGGACACGGCGGUGGUUUACCCCCUCCACGCUUGGGGCGACGAAUACCACGUGGUGACGCCCAACGUCGGCACCGAGCGCUACGGGGAAUUCGUGGUGGUGGCUUGGGAGGAAGCCACCGCGGUUGAGGUCCACCUCAAAGCUACGGUGAUGUUUCAAGGUCGGUCAUACCCGCGCGGGUCGGUGCUCUCCAUCAACCUGGAGCCUUUUCAAGCCCUCCAACUCCAAAGCCCUUCCGAUAUGUCCGGCACGAAGAUCGUGGCUAAGAAACCGGUGGCCGUCUUCACCGGUCACACUUGCUUGGCCAGAUUCACCCAUUGCGACCACCUGGUGGAGCAACUCCAACCCGUUUCCAGGUGGGGAACCACCUUCAUCGUCCCCCCGUUGCCUUUCGAGACGCAAUCGGACAUCGUCUACGUCUCCACCUCUCAAGCGACGCGCGUCGAGUCCCAACACGGCACCACCAAAAGCGUUCGGGACCUCCGACCGAGUCGCUCAACGCUCUACGGUCUCCAAGGCUUCAAUUCCUUGUAUAUCUCCUCCAACGUCGGCAUCCAGGUCAUCUUCUUCGCCGAUGGAGGGAGAAAGGACACCGUUACGUACGAUCCGUUUUUUAUGGCCAUUCCGGACGUUUCCGGUUACUGCACCUCCUACAACGUCUUCGCCUUAGAAGGUUACGAGAACUUCGCCAUCCUGGUGGCCAAAACCUCGGAGACCUUUGGGUUGACCCUCAACAAGACGCCGUUGAAGAACUUGGUUUGGAAGUCCAUUCCCGGUACCGAUUACUCUUGGGUUGGGCAGAAUUUAGGGACUCGAUUUGCCGUCCACGCGGUGGAACACGAGACCUCUCCCUUCGGAGUGUGGAGUUUGGGGAUCCGGGAGGAAAAAGCCUACGGAUCGACGGCCGUUUGUAACAGCGAUCCUUGCCGGAAGGUGUCGUGUCGCUCCAAGGAGACGUGUAGGAUGGAGAAAGGAGAAGCCACCUGCCGGCACGACUACAUGGGGACCUGCGUGGGGUCUCCAUCGCUGGAAUAUCACACCUUCGAUGGGGCCACCACCGACCUCCAGCGCGGCUGCACCUACACCCUGGCCAAGUACUGCGGCAACGACCCAACGCUGGUGGCUUUCACGGUGGAGGAGAAGAGCCACCGAGACCCCUCGAAGGAGUGGUUGACCAACGUCUACGUCUACGCCUCCAAUAUCUCCAUCCACAAAGGAGAAGGAGGGAUAAUCCAGGUCAACAAGAAGGUCACCACUCUCCCGGCUACUCUGGAAGAAGGGAAGAUUCAAAUCUCCCGAAACGAGGGUCGGAUCAUCUUGGAAACGGAUUUUGGGCUUCAAGUGACCUACGAUGAAGAUUGGGCCAUCAUGGUGGCCGUCCCCAGCAGCUACUUUGGAGCCACCUGUGGGAUCUGCGGGAACUUCAACGAGGACACGGAGGAUGAGAUGACACUUCCUGGUGGCACUCGAGCCGCCAGCGUGGAAGAAUGGGUCAAAAGUUGGCGAGAUCCCUCCUGUCAAGAGGAUUGUGGGGACCGGGAGGACGUGGAGAGCUGCGCUCAGCGAUGUCCCCCAAACAGCCACUUCGAAGCCUGUGGGACCUCCUGUCCUCCCACCUGCGCCGACCCCACGCCCUCACCCACCUCCUGUCCCCGGCCGUGCUCACCGCGCUGCCAAUGCGACCGGGGCUUCGUCCACCAUGACGGUAUCUGCGUUCCGGUGGAGACCUGUGGUUGCUUCCAUAACGGACGUUCCUACAAAGUCCGGGAAGAGUUUUGGGAAGACGAGAACUGCCGGAAGCGGUGUCGUUGUGAGGUUGGGGGGAAGGUGUCCUGCGAGAAGGUUGGUUGCAAAGCCCAUGAGAAGUGCGUCACGGUUGACGGUGUCCACAGCUGUCGAGUCAAUAAGUUCUUCACCUGCAUCGGGACGGGGGACCCCCAUUACACCACCUUCGAUGGUUUGAAGUAUGACUUCCAAGGGACCUGCGUCUACCAGAUGGCCGCUCUUUGCUCCCAAGACCCCAGAUUGGUCCCUUUCACCGUCAACGUGGAGAACAACCACCGCGGCAGCAAAGCCGUGUCCUUCACCAAGACCGUCACCUUGGAGGUCUACGGCGCCGUCAUCAGCAUGAGCCAAGAGAACCCGCGUAAGGUCAAGCUCAACGGCGCCUUCGUGGAACUCCCGUUCCGUCAGAAGGACCAAUUCGAGCUCUACCACAGCGGCGUCCACGGCUUCGUCCGCACCGACUUCGGCUUAAGGGUGAGCUUCGAUUGGUACAGCUACGCCCGCGUCAUCCUCCCCGAGGCCUACGCCGGCGCCGUCUGCGGCCUCUGCGGCAACGCCAACGGUGAUCCCAGCGAUGACUUCAUCGCCCGCCACGGCCAAAGGGCCAACGAUGAGGUGGAGUUGGCCCAGAGCUGGAAAGUGGCCGACGUUCCAGGUUGCUCAUCCGGUUGCGUUGGGGAUUGUCCGGUGUGCCAAGAGGAGCAGAAGAAGAUCUACCGCGGAGAGGAAUACUGUGGGAUCAUCUCCAGAGUUGGAGGACCUUUCCGGGCUUGUCACCACGUGGUUGACCCUACGCCUUUCCUUGAGGAUUGCGCCUUCGACGCCUGUCACUACAAAGGCCACCGGGACACCGUGUGUAAGGCCAUCGCCGCCUACGUCGGAGAGUGUCAGGUCCGCGGCGUCGCGGUGGAGCAGUGGAGGACGGAGACCUUCUGCAGUCCCUCCUGCCCUCUCCAUUCCCACUACGAGCUCUGCGGGAGCAGUUGUCCCACCACGUGUCGGCUCCGGGUUGUCCCCGAGGGUUGCUCCUCGUCGGGAUGCCUCGAAGGUUGUUUUUGCGACGGCGGCUUCGUCUGGAGCGGCGACGAGUGCGUGGCGGCCAGCGAGUGCGGCUGCGAACACGGCGACCGCUACUACAAGAAAGGAGAGGUCUUCUACUCUUCGUGCCACCAACGGUGCCGUUGCCGAGCUCCCGGCGCGGUGGAGUGCGAGGAGGUCUUCUGCAGCGCCCACGAGGAGUGUCGGGUGGAGGAUGGGGCGUUGGGGUGUUUCGCCACCGGUUACGGGAGGUUGGUGGUAUCCGGAGACCCUCAUUACGUCACCUUCGAUGGAAGAGCCUUCGACCUGCGAGGUUCUUGCGCCUACGUCUUGGCGCGGCUCUGCAAAGCCCAGGAGAGGUUGACCAACUUCUCGGUGGUGUUGGAGCACGAGGCGGGCGGGCGGGGCCAGGCAGCGGCGCUCGUCAAGAAGGUGGUGGUCUCCAUCCAUGGGUACACGGUCGGCAUGGAGAGAGGGCGGCACUGGGAGGUGGUGGUGGACAAGGAGCGCUACACUCUGCCUCUGGUGACCAAGGACAAGAAGCUACGGUUGGGCCAAGAAGGCCACAACAUUGUCCUCCAGACGGCCGCCGGGCUCCGCGUCCUCUACAACGUGGCCACCUACCUCCUGGUCACCAUCCCCGACGUCUACCGAGGCCGCGUCUGUGGUCUUGGUGGCAACUACAACGGUGACCCCAGCGAUGACUUCCAGUUGCCCGAUGGCUCCUUAGCGCCGAGCACCGAAGACUUUGUCACCUCUUGGAAGGUCCCCGGAGAGGACGGAGAUUGCAGCGACGGUUGCGAUGGCCAAACGUGUCCGCUUUGCCACGACGCUUCUUCCUACGGCUCUUCCUGUGGGAUCAUCCGAGACCCAACGGGACCUUUCGGGCUUUGCCACUCCCGCGUCAGCCCCGUCGAGUACUUCAACCAUUGUCUUCACGACGUCUGCGCCGCCGACGGCCACCGCCAGGUCUUGUGCCACAGCCUCCAGGCCUACGCCACCGCCUGCCAAGCAGCCAGCGCCACGCUCCGGCCGUGGAGAACGACGGAAUUCUGCCCCCUCUCCUGCCCACCCCACAGCCACUACGAGCUCUGCACCCGCACUUGUGACUUCACCUGCUCCAGCCUUUCCGUGCCGGCUCCGUGCACCUGGACCUGCUUCGAAGGUUGCCAAUGCGACGAUGGGUUCCUCUUCGAUGGAGGCGCCUGCGUGUCCCUGGAGAAGUGCGGCUGCGUGCACCAAGGCCGCUACGUCAAGGCGGGUGAGACCAUCAUCUCCACCAACUGCUCCACAAAAUGCCACUGUCACCCAUCCCGAGGACUCACCUGCCAAGACCUGAGGUGUUCCCGGGAUGAGAUCUGCGCCACACGUGAUGGGACUCAACGCUGCGUCAAGCGCGAAGGCCAAUGCCGAGUGUCCCCCGGGGCCACCUUGACCACCUUCGAUGGCCUCAGUGGGACGCUCUUGACCAGCGGCACCUUCAAAGUGACCUCUCUCUGCGACGAGCGGUCGCCCAAGUGGUUCAAAGUGGUGGUGGAGAUCAGCGAGUGCCGAGAGGACAACGUUCCCGCCGCCGCCGCCGUCUUCGUCUUCUUCCGUGAAGCUUUUAUCACCGUCAACAACAACUUGGAGGUUUGGGUCAACGGUCUCUUCACCCGCCUUCCAACUAUGGUGUCCAAAGGCGUUUCCAUCAACGCAACGACCGGGAACGUCAUCAUCUCCCAUAUUUCUUCGGGAAUGGAUGUGGUCUUCAGCCGCAGCGGUGAAAUGACGGUGACCGUAGGAGCGACUUUGGUCAACCAACUCUGCGCUCCGUGCGGUAACUUCAACGGCGACGCCAACGAUGACCUCCAGUUGCCCGACGGCCGCCCCGUGAGGAGCAUCUCCGAGGUCCUCGAUGCCUGGAAAGCCAAAGAUUUCACGGGAUGCCGUUCCUCCGACCCCGCGAGGAUGGAAGCGGAAGCUCCCGUUUACCCCAUGCAGUAGAAGACACCGCUUUGGGAGCUGAUGGACCUUACCCAGACGCCGACCGGAUCACGUAAAGACCUCCUGAUGAGCUCUCCGCAUCCACGGAAGCGCCAACCGCGUCUCUCCCAUGGAAGUUCUACCAACAAAGAAGGCAAAACCGGCACCGAGCGGUGAUGGAUCUCUCCGGGCGGCGCUCAAAUGACCUCAAUUCCCAACAGGAAAAAGGCUCAAAGGCUCCACGUUGACCUCAAGGGGAGGUUUAAAACCCCCCCUGAUUUCCUUCCAGGAGGACCCAAAGCGGAGAUGAUCCAUCCACAGCGGAACGGUUGGAAGGAGAGGGAAGAGCAACACCUCAAAUAAGAUGGAAAACGGAGAUCUCCACUCCCAAAUCCCAACAGUUUUGCCCCAAAAAUACACUCUCCCACUUCGUAUAUAUAUAUAUAACUUUUCCACCUCUUGGAUGAGUCAAUAA